AUGCAAGAACUUGGAUGCCCCCAAUUACGGAUUCAUUCUACACUAGCUCUGUACAUCUCGCUGCGACGCUGUUUGAUUCCGGUGGUGCAUGAUGUCAUGUUAAGACUAUUGUUUGGAGAUCUCAUUGUCGGUUCAAGGUUGUAUUUCCUCAAGGCACUCAAUUUUACGGUUCAACAGUGCGUUCGAGAAUCGUGUGUGGCGAUUGAAACACUUGAGCACUGUUUCUUAUCAUGCCACGGCUUGAACGAUAUGUGGCAAUCACUGUGGGCGCGAUGGAGCAAGGCGUUCCACGCCGUGUUAAGCUGGAGGCUGCUGCUUUUUCCACAGCCACGGGACAUCAAAGCAGAUUGGAAGCAACAACAUAAAACCAUUUUGCUGCUAUGGAGAGUUGCAACAGAGCAACCAAGCACUCAAGGUUUGAUGAGCUCAUUUCGCCGACAUUGUCAAUACAUGUUCCAGCAUUCUGAAGAGCUGAAACUGGACGGUGAUGCAAUAAAUUCGGUGCUUCAACGACUUGGGUUUGAUGCACCCAAACCAAUUCGAAUUUGGAUUCCGCGGCCAUAA
Messenger RNA from Phytophthora sojae, 564 nucleotides. RefSeq lists its product as hypothetical. The record is from RefSeq and is a predicted model, not a curated record. The transcript has a single exon. Bases 1 to 564 code for a protein of 187 amino acids. NCBI's taxonomy places the organism in Eukaryota, Oomycota, Peronosporomycetes, Peronosporales, Peronosporaceae.